AUGCCUACAACAAGAAAGAGAAGUGCAUUGUGGAACCAUUUCAGUGAGCUCACGGACAACAAAGCAAAAUGUGGUUAUUCUGCACAAAUUUUGAGUAUACCCAAUAAAUCCAUCGGUAAUUUGAGCAGGCACUUGAAACUGAAACAUCCUACAAUUCAAAUACAAUUAAGCAGACAACAGAAUACAAUUCAACAGCAGUCAUCAACAUCAAUACCAGACCCAGUACCAUAUACGUCAUUAUUUACGUCUCUAUCUCAAAAUGAAGUAGCUGCAACGUCACAUACCUCCCUACCAUUAACUUCUCAUGGACCACCAAAACAAUCCACUAUGGCAGAAUUUAUUCAAGAACCCGUGCCUGUUAAAAAAAAUUAA
Molecule: messenger RNA, 372 nt
Organism: Parnassius mnemosyne (clouded apollo)
Lineage: Eukaryota; Metazoa; Arthropoda; Insecta; Lepidoptera; Papilionidae
Source: the annotation of a GenBank genome assembly